AAAUGCUCAAGAAAUUCAAACCUAUCCUCCUAUCUGUCUCUACCUUAGGUGUAGGCUAUUUUUUUGCGCAAAGAGAACUCAAUAUUAAUUUGGGAAUCUUUGACACAUUUUAUUAUCACCUCUAUAAAUACUCUCCUCAUUAUGCUGUUUAAUUUAUGAAGGUUUUGUCUUAUUAAAAUAUAUUGUGGAAGCAAGAUCUCCUCACCCAAGAAUAGAAUCUUAAUGACUAAAUAAAAUUAAAGAAUUAACUUGGAUUAGCCAGCGGGUUUGAUAAUGAUGGCUCUUUUGUUGUAACCUUAUAAAAUUUAGGAUUUGGCUUUAUUGAAGUUGGUUCAAUAACUGCUUAAAAAAAUAUAAGGUUUAGUGAAGAUCUGAAUACUUAUGCAGUUAAAGUAAAUUUAACCAAAAUAUCACAGAAUGAUAGCAUUGAAUAUUUGAGCGAAAUUCCUUAGAUGGGAAUAUUACAGAGCAAAGCCGUUUUGACAUCACUUAGAAGAAAUUAUUCAAUAAAAAUACCUGUUGGGGUUAGCAUAAUGCCAUCAGAAGAGAUUUAUAAAUACACGCCAUAUUUAAUUGAAAAUGAUAUUUCUAAUGUUACAAGGUAUAACAUGAUCAAACAAUUAGAGAAUUAUGUACUGUAGCUGAUUUCCUUGUUCUUAAUCUUGUUAGUAGUCAAAGAACUAGUAAAUUAUAUAGUGACAUUGUUACCAAUAAUACGGAUGUGAUUAAGAAGAUGAUUCAAUCAAUAUAAAUCACUUAAAUUGAAGAAAUUGGACUACAAGCUGCUUUGGAACAUGAAAUUAAGAACCAACUUAAAGGAGACAAUUUAAUUAGUGAAUAUUUAAGCACUACUUAACUUGGAUUAAAAUAGUAAUAUUCAUUUAAUACCUAAGAAAUUUAGUUGCUCCAUUGUAUAUAAAAGUAUCUUCAAACCUAUAAAAAACAAUUCUUGAUUUUCUGUUGAAAGAGGCAAAUGGAAAUUAAAUUUAAGGAAUUAUUCUUUAAAAGGAUAUCAAUUAAAAUGAUUUAGAAUAUAAUAAAACACUUAAAUAAGUGAGAUAAUAACUUCCUAAGUCAUGCAAUUUGAUUAGCGUUGGAGGAAUCAAAACUAAAGAACAGUUUUAGGAAAGAUUAAUGAACGGAGCUGAUGCUUGUUAAAUUUUUUCAUCUUUUAUUGCGAAAGUAAUUAAGAUAAUAGAUUUUUUAGGGACCUCACGUCAUCAAGGAUAUUUUGCUGUGAAUAUUCG
Messenger RNA from Paramecium octaurelia, 1247 nucleotides. Lineage: Eukaryota; Ciliophora; Oligohymenophorea; Peniculida; Parameciidae. The record is from the annotation of a GenBank genome assembly.